CCUCCUCCCCCCUUCCCCCUCCCCUGCCGGUCUUCUGUUUCGCCCGUUUGUGUGUUCUCUCGCCCUUUCUUUUGUCCUGCUUCUCCUCCCCUCUUCCGGUGCUCUGCUGCAUUCGCCUCCCCGACGCUUCGCCCUCCCUCCUCUGCCCCCUGUCGCCUCUUCGCGCAUCGCCUCCUCCUUCCUCUUGCUCAGGGAUCCCGGACACAUGAUGCUUUCACAUGUGCUUGCCCGUGGGCCGGUCUUCGCGACGUCGCGCGCCGCGGCCCUUGCCGCCCGGGCAUCGUCGGCGUCCGUGGCGCGCUUCAGCACCAGCAUGCCCUACGAUGACGAUGGUGACGCCAGUCGGGGUGGCCAUGGCAGCCACCAGCACUACGAGGACGACACGCUGGACCGGUCGAUCUUCGAUGACCCCAAGCAGGGGGACAACAGCUGGACCAAGAACCGGCCGCGGAAGACCGACGCCCCGCACGGCUUCGGGCUCGGGUACGGGUCACGCCCGCAUGUGGGCGAGAUUUCCGUGCAGCCGGCACAUGCUCAGACAUCCUUCCGUCGGCGGUCGGAUUCCCGCCGCGACGCGGCCCCUCCCCGGCCGGAGCCCACGCCCGUGGUCAAGCAGCACCCGGUCCCGAUGAACGAGUUUGAGCCCGACAACUCCGGCAACUCGGUCACCAGCCAGGCGUCGUAUUACGGGAUCCUGCCGGACGAGGUGAGCACCCCGGCCCAGGACUCCCCGUCCCAUGCGUUGGAUGACACGUCGGCCGUAUCGAGCGACCCACUCGAGGCGGUUCUCUUCUCGACGAAUGACUUCGAAUCGCCGGCCGAGGCCGAGCGCUUCUUCGCCUCGCUGGAGCGCGAUGGCAUCCAGCUUCGAAAUGAAUUUUUCAGCAAGUUCAGCGCUUCACUGGCGCAGCUGCAGCAGGAGUACCUGGAUUUGGCGGCGGCGCUGGACGGGUCGGUUGAUCCGGUCCACGAUCCGACCCUGGCCCCGCUGCGCGGCCGCAUCCGCAUGGUCCUCAUCCGGAGCCUCCAGAUGAGUGCCUACUUCUAUGAUCGGGAGUUCAUCAGCAUGAUUGACAGCAUUAUCGAGAAAACCCACUUGACCGAGGACCGCCUGCUGAUGCGCCUGCGUCUGCACAGCACCACCGCCCUCCAGGAUCCCUCCAUGGUUGUCGAGGCGACGCGUCUGUUCCAGCACGCCGAGCGCAAUGGACUGUUCGAGGGCCCCUUCUUCAGCCGCACCGAUGCGGCCUCCUCCCUGGCCAAGGUGUACUACCGCAACCGGGACUUCGACCAGGUGGUCAGCAUCCUACUCAAGGAGAAGGCUCUCUCGGAGAAGAAUCUCACCCUGCUGAUGCACAUUUGCCUCCUCCGACGUGACUACCACUCCAUGUGGGUGCUGUGGGAUCAGUUGAACCUGAUCACCGCGCACCUGGGCGGCCCGGACUUCGUCUCGUUCAACUACGCCAUCAAGUGCGCGUCGAUGCAACAAGACCCGGCCCGCGCGUCUGGUCUCUUCCUGCGCAUGCUCAACAGCUGUGGGCUUCCGCCGUCCUCCAUCUUGCUCGAGAUCUUCACCUCGUUUACCCGCUGCCAGGGGGCCUUCUCCACUGUGCAGGAGAUCGCCGCGCACCUCCGGCGCCAUGGGACCACCAUCACCCGGGACAUGGCGCUCCAGAUGAUGGAGUCAGCCAGCCGGUCGAGCGACUUUGUCGGCCUGGUCAAUCUAUGGAACGAGUACUUCACCCUGACCCCUUCUGAGAGCGACCCGCGCAUUCCGGUGGACUUCGUCACCCUAAAGGCCCUGCUUGAGAGCAUGAGUAUCCACUGGAUGCUCCCGUACAUGCGCUCCAUUCGCGCCAAGGAGAGCAGCGGCGACACGAAGAUUCCGGCGAUGCACCACCCGCUGCACUUCCUCGAGGGGCUUCGCCAAUCGCUGAACGACGCCUCCUUCCCCAUCUCGCGGUCCCUGUUGCUCCUCUUUGCGCAGGUCUACUCGUCGAUGUCGCGUCCGGACAAGGCGCUGGAGGUCAUCUUCAAGGAUGUCAAUCGGAUGGGCGCCUUCCCCUGCUCGGGCAUGAUCGAGUCCCUGCUCAGCGCCCCCGGCUCCCCCAUGUCAGUUUACUAUGAGUCGCUGGCUCUGGCCAUGACACAUUGCACGCCUCUGGCCCUGGCGUAUCCUGACUCGGUGGUGGCAAUGGCCUUCCGUCAUCCCACCCCGGGUGCCAUUUUCCGCGAUGUGGCCACCUACACCAAGCUCCUCCCCACCACCCUGCGCAACAGCAGAGCCGGUGUUCCCUUCUUCCGGGCGCAGCCAUCGCUGGCGUCAAAUUUGGUGCCGCUCAUGGAGAGUGCCGGGGCCCAAGAGUCGCCCCUUCGACAUGAACUAUCCUCCGAGUACAACAACCUCUUCAAGUGGUCUCCGCCAGGGUCUCUGCCCGUGCGGGCGCACACCCGCUUUGCCCCGAACCGGGAUCGCCGCCACACGAAGUGAAGCACCCCCCCCCCCCCCCCC
This is a messenger RNA of Fonticula alba, 2512 nucleotides long. RefSeq lists its product as hypothetical. The coding region runs from base 206 to 2491 and encodes 761 amino acids. NCBI's taxonomy places the organism in Eukaryota, Rotosphaerida, Fonticulaceae. Gene Ontology annotation, molecular function: protein binding. The record is from RefSeq and is a predicted model, not a curated record. The transcript has 9 exons.